Molecule: messenger RNA, 1284 nt
Organism: Epithele typhae
Lineage: Eukaryota; Fungi; Basidiomycota; Agaricomycetes; Polyporales; Epitheliaceae
Product: major facilitator superfamily domain-containing protein
Exons: 8
Coding region: 1-1284 (427 amino acids)
Biological process (GO): transmembrane transport
Cellular component (GO): fungal-type vacuole membrane
Molecular function (GO): transmembrane transporter activity
Source: RefSeq, a predicted model, not a curated record
AUGUCCGGUAACAGCUCACUUUCCCACCAAGCUCUGGGAUCGGAGCUGAAGGAGGCAACCGCCUCCUCAGAAGCACACGCGGCCGUGCCGUCUCUCGAAGACGUCCCGGAUGGUGGUUGGAGGGCGUGGCUAGUCGUGCUGGGGUCGUCGCUGUCGCUGUUCGCAUCGGCGGGAUUGGUGAACGCAUACGGCACAUUCCAGGCAUACUACGAGACAGAUUUGCUGCCUUCGUCAUCGCCGUCCACGAUCUCUUUCAUAGGGUCCAUCCAGAUAUUUCUUCUCUAUUUCCUCGGGACGUUUGCAGGCAGGGCAUUCGAUGCCUAUGGAACCAAGGCAAGGAACCAGCUCUACCAGGUCUUCCUCUCCCAUGGAGUUCUUUUCGGGAUCGGCAUCUCUCUGCUGUUCAGCCCUGCGCUCGCCGUAAUUGGCCACUGGUUCCGCCGCCGACGCGCGCUCGCGAUUGGCCUCACCACCGGCGGGAGCGCGACCGGGGGUGUGGUCGUGCCCAUCCUCAUGGAACGCCUUAUUCCUACCCUGGGCUUCCCCUGGGCCGUUCGCGUCGUCGCAUUCCUAUUGCUCGGCCUGCUCGCUAUCUCAUGCGUCACCAUCAAGACGCGGCUUCCGCUCUCCGGACGCAUGUCGUUCCGGACCGCGAUCGACCUGGGCGGAUUCCGCGAUCCGCGCUACGCGCUCGCGAACAUCGCCGCGUUUUUGCUUUUCUAUGCGUUCUUCGUCCCGUACUUCUACAUCCAGAUCUAUGCCGACUUCCGUGAGGUUGCGCCCCACAUCGCGCACUACCUCCUUGCCGUCAUGAACGCGAUGAACAUCGUCUCGCGGAUUCUACCAGGACUUAUCGCGGACAGGCUCGGAACUCUGCCGGUCUUCGUACCAGCCGCAACGAUCUGCAGCGUGCUCACCCUCGGACUGUGGCUGCCCUCGCGCAGCGCCGGCUCCGUCAUCGCGUUCGCGGCCCUUUACGGCCUGUUUUCAGGCGCCUUCGUCUCGCUCCUGCCGACCUACAUCGCCGCGAUCUCCCCUCGCGAGAAGUUCGGCGCACGGCUCGGCGCGACGUACAUCGGCGUCGCGAUCGCGUCUCUGGCGGGAACGCCGACCGCGGGCGCGCUGCUCACGACCACGGACCAGUCUCACUUCAACAACCUGAUCGUCUUCACUGGGGUCCUCCUCGUCGCGGGCACGGUAGUCAUGGCUGGGGCGGGACUCGUCGGCUCCCCGCGGGUGCAGCUGUUGGGGAGGAAACGAGAAGACGCGGGCGUAGAGGAGUGA